GAAUUCUCAACUCAUAUUGAGUUGGGCUCCUCAAAAGCAGACCCUGAGACAAGGUUUUGGGCUUAUGUAAUUUAUUUAGGAGGUGACCCCAAGGUCAAGUAGAGCACAUUUUUAGGAAAAAUAAAAGUAAGAAAAGGAAGCUAAAAGAGCCAGUAAAUGGCAUAUUAAUAUGAAGUUUCUACCGUAGGCAACUGGGACUCCUUUGGAAUCCUCUGAGAAAACUCACUUCAGAAAUGAGUGAGUUUCUGAACUCACUCCCAGGUGUGGGAAGGCUGAACCCUCCAACUCCACCAAAUCUCCUUCUUUAUUGAUUGGGGAUAAGGGGGAAGUGGCUUAAACUCCUCCUCCACUUCGGCAUUGCAACUUCAGGAAGAGAAGAAGAGGUGCAGGUGCUUGAGGUGGAAAACUGUCAGAGUGCUAGAAACUAUUGCAGCAGCAGAUCAUUUCAGGAUGGCAAAGAGGAUGUGCUGGUGCAUCAGCAGACUCUUCUACACAUCUAAAUGGGGAUAAAACAAUAACUAAAAUCUAUUGUCUCACAUAAAAAUGUCUGGAAAAAGGAAAAGUUAAUAUUUUGUUAAUUCAGAGGCUUAAUGAUGAAGGGGCUCUGGAUUGGUAGUUCUGCAUUAAUCUUAUUUCCUCCUAACAUCAUUUCAAGUUGUCUGCAGCCCUUCCAAACAUUACAAGGUCACUGACCAUCCUAUGGACGACCGUCUCCAUCAGUGCCCCUGACUGUGGAUUCCGGGGUGAUCACCUCAGAAAAUGUUCUGACCACAGAUCCAGAGAGACCAUCUCCAGAAGUGCCCUGACCACAGACCCAGGUGAUCACCUCUGUAAAUGUCCUGACCACAGAUCCAAGGUGACCACCUCCGGAAGUAUUCUGACUGCGGACUCCGGAAGUGCCCUGACCGUGGAUUCUGGGAUCCAGAGACGACAGAAACUAAUUUGUUUCUGAACCUUCAAAAUAGGGAAUAAGAAGUGAUUGGAAGAUGUCAGACUGACUGCCUUCCCUUUUUUAAAGCUCUCCUAGAGAUCCCUUCCUAGGAGGCUUGAGAAAGAGAGAAGUUGCUGGAUGCGGUGGCUCACGCUUGUAAUCCUAGCACUUUGGGAGGCAGAGGUGGACAGAUCACUUGCGGUCAGGAGUUCGAGACCAGACUGGCCAAUACGGUUUUCACCAGCCAUAUUUUUAUAUUUGAUUAGCAUCGUUCCUUCAUUAUGGCUUCUUGAAUUGCACCAUGAGACCCAGUAUUGCAGUAUCCAGGCUGAAGGAACAUCACAGAAUACCAGCAGAAAAGAAGACUUCAAUCAAACAUUGACUUCCAAUGAACAAACCAGUAGAGCUGAUGAUCUCAUUGAGACGGCCAAAGUUUUUGUGAAUAACUUAUCUACAGUAUGUGAGAAAGUUUGGACACUGGGACUCCAUCAGACAUUCCUGUUAAUGCUAAUAAUUGGAAGAUGGCUUCUACCCAUUGGAGGCGGGAUCACUCGAGAUCAACUCUCUCAACUUCUUCUUAUGUUUGUGGGGACCGCGGCUGACAUACUGGAAUUCACAAGUGAGACCCUAGAAGAACAAAAUGUGAGGAAUAGUCCUGCACUAGUCUAUGCCAUCCUUGUUAUAUGGACUUGGAGCAUGCUGCAGUUUCCACUUGACCUGGCAGUACAGAACGUUGUGUGCCCUGUGUCUGUGACAGAGAGGGGAUUCCCCAGCCUGUUCUUUUGCCAGUACAGUGCCGAUCUGUGGAACAUCGGAAUCAGCGUCUUCAUACAAGAUGGCCCCUUCCUUGUCGUGCGUCUCAUACUGAUGACCUAUUUCAAAGUGAUCAAUCAGAUGCUGGUGUUCUUUGCCGCGAAGAACUUCCUCGUGGUGGUGUUGCAACUCUACCGCUUGGUGGUGCUGGCAUUGGCAGUCCGUGCUUCGUUGAGAAGUCAGUCAGAAGGCCCGAAAGGAGAACAUGGUUGCCGGGGACAGACCUGUGAGAGUGGGCCCUCUCAGCGGGACUGGCAGAACGAGUCUAAGGAGGGCCUGGCUAUUCCUUUGCGGGGCUCCCCAGUCACCUCCGACGACUCCCACCACACCCCUUAGUUAUUGAUUGACAGUGGUCUGCGGCUAGAACCUGACUCCCUGGUUCUUCUUACAGGGAGGAUCCUUUUUCUCCCCCAACCUUGGCGUAUAAUAAUUUUCAAAAGAACAACAUAAAAAGGUGAUCUUAAACCAAAGCUGAGGAAUUUUCUUUUUUCAACUGAAUAGAAGAAACUUUGAUUAGUGACUAUUGCUACAACUUCUGUGUGAUGGUAUCAGAUGUUAUAGUUGUUCAACGACUAAGUGAUUUGUUUGUCUUGAACUGUUUGAAAAGCUAUGGAAGAGGUUACAGUGACAUGCCCUCGAAAGAUUUGGUGCAGACCAACUGUCGCGGCUGUUACCUGGAAAUAGAGAAGCUUUGAACUUUGCCUCCAUUGUCAGACUAUUUCGUCUGAUCUUUUCUGCAAUGUUCCUCUGACAUAAAAAAAUGUACAUUCAGUGAAUGCAGAACAAAUGAAGGGAAAAGUGCCUUUAAAAUUACCUCACUGUGGGCUGGAAGAAGCGAAAAUCUCUGCCCAGCUUCCGUAUCAUAGAGAGCCCUAUUCAUCGCUGCCCAGGCCUUCCCAGGAAAAUCAUUUUUUCUGGGCUGAUGUUGUAUUCUGCCAUGGCCCAUAUGUUCUUACAGAAAUUUUAUUGCUUUUGGCUUGGGUGCUACAAAAUUCACAGCAAGCCAUUUUGGUUACAUAUCUACUGGUUGCAAGGCAGGAAAUAUUGGUGAAAUGCUAGCAAAGUCACAAUUUCUACUCUGAACAUGAUUUGCAAUGUUCAUCAGUAUUUUUCUGAACCCUGCUUUCCCAUUUUCUAUAUUGCCAAGUUGAAUCAUGUGGGCUGAUGCAGGGAAGCUCUGAAGCAGUGAAUAAAGGUGUUUCGGGCCCUGUAAGUGUUUCCAUGGUUUCUGGUGUCUGCCAGCAGUAGUGAACAAAGCUGCAGCUUCUUUGAACCGCCACUACUGGAGGUGGCCUUUGCUCUCAGGGAACAUGGUGAUGGAAGGUUGCAUCAGCUCCACCCAUGGCCAACAGCCCUUGUUGAAUGACGGGAGUCGGAAUGUGCUACCCCGUUGUGGGAAUCAGGCAAUUCGCUUUAUUUUCUUGCAUUAAGACUUCAUUUUCCCAGUAUUGAAAUAGCCAUACUUUUCCUUUACAUACCUCUGUACUUUCCAGAUGGAGGUGAUUCAGAACCUUUUAAAGUGAUUUUUGCCUUUAAAGAUACAGUGUGAAAAUUUGCUCAGGUGUGUAGCAGUAAUUACACAAGGCAAACAGUUCCAAAACUGUUCUUUUAGGUUCAAAACCUAAUUCCCCCAGAUUAGUAUACUCGAGAAUUCAAAGGGACAUUUAAGGUGGGGUAUGGCCUUAAUUUGGUAUGACUUAUUGACAACCAGUUGAGACAAUUUUAUCUGUAACUCUCUGGGUGACAUGAUACCUAUUCGAAACAUUUUAUACAAACUUUUAUAGACAAAUUGUGUUUUUAUACAGAGUCAUGCAUAUUUUCUCAUAAAUGGCUUCUUCAGCGCCAUUGUUAUAUGUUUUUAUUUCUUUCUUCCUUGUGCUUCUAAUUUUAACAAUAUAAUUACUAUAAAAUGACACAUGGAACUAAAGGAAUACAUUUAUGAUUUUCCAUAAUAAUUUUAUGAAAGUUAAGAUCAAGAAAUUAUAUUUAUAUGAAGUAAAUCACUUGACAACUUUUAAGGGCAUGUUAUUUAAAGUGCUCAGCAGUUGAAAGCAAAAUAAUAACUGCUAUUUAUAAAAAUGCCUCAGCAGAAUCUGUUUUUAUGUUGACUGCUUUAUGUUGAAUAUUUUCUUCCACAACAUGUAUGUGCUGCUUAUUAUUGCAGAUUUGCUCAUGGCAUACUUUUCAUGUUUUAAUUUUUUUCUUCCAGCAAAACAAACACUGAGGCCCUAAAAAUAGAUAAAGUAUAAAGUAGUACGGCUGUUGCAAGGAUAUUUUUAAAUGCUUUCAAAUCUGAGACUUGGCUUGGCUUCGUGAAUGAGUUUCUAGUGUUUAAAUUAAAGUAUUUUGUAAUUAGACUCCUCGUGGGCUUGAGAAAUAAAAAGCCUGUCCAAAGUCUAGCUUUAUUUAGAGGGUCAGGAAGUCAAAGAGCACCCAGGACUAUCUUGGCAAUUAAUAGCGGCAAAAAUAGACCCAGCUUCUGCAAGGUUUUCCAGGAAAAUCUGCUUGGGGCAGCAUUUGUUAACCUAGCUGCCAGUACUCCCACUCUCUUAUACUGGCUGCUUUUAUAAUAGGAAAAAAAAAUAUGCAUUUGCUUAGUUUAUUUGAAAAAAAGCUCUAAACCUAGGUUAUAUAUUAGCCAUUCCUAAGACUCCUGAUUAAAUAUUACAAAUUUGUUCAGUUCAUAGUUGUUUUUAGUGUAGACUGCUAAAUACUGUAAUGUUUCAAAACAUCCAAGUGUUUGUUAUAAAGUGGCUAGAACAUCAAUUACCUCCCAUGUGUGGACAUCCUGGGACUUGUUUACAUUUUAUCUGUAAUAAGAUAACUGACUUACAACACCUGUAUAAUGUGAUGCAAGUCAUCCUCUCUAUCAUAACCCCUCCCCGCAACACACAGUAGGUCAAUCCCCAACCCCUGAAGAAAGUGGCUUAUUUGAGGUUGUUGGUGCUGUUGGUAUUAUUGCCAUAGUUGUUAUUUAAUUGCUUGAUUAAACUCAGUCAAAUAUCCUUCCUAAAAACAUGUCAUUCCACUUGUGAAAGAAAACACAAUGUGCAUGUUUCAAUGAUACUGUGCGGAAACACACCUCAUGAUCAUCUUGUGGGUUUCUUUUGCCCUUACUGGAUGACUCUCAAAGGACAUGACUUGACAUAGUAACAUUAGUAAACUGUCUUUAUCUUUGAUUAUUGUUUUAAUUUUUAUUUGAGCUCUUUCAAUAGCAAAAUGAAAUAAAAUUUUGAAUUGGCCAAUAACAUGCUUUAUAAUCUUCCAGUGAAGAGUCUGAUACAAAUUUACUCUUGGCUCUGUUGUAGUUCCACUAACAAAUAGCACUUCAGACCUUAUAGAACCAUAUAGAUAUGGCCAAGGAAUAGCAGGAUUCACUAUUAUAAUACUAAUUGUUAACUCAUUAUUUAAUUGAACAUUUUCAAAGCUCUGGAAAGGCAUGCAUUUGUAGGUGCACAUGCUUUAAGAUUUCUAUCCAUCUUUCAGAGUUGAAUGUAAUAAUGUUUGGCAUUUAAUUCUUGACCAACUUUUCCUGUUACAAGAGAGAAAGAAUUGCAAAUGCCAGGCGUCUGUCCACUUUAGCCCUCCUCCAAUGCUAAGAAAGAGGGAUGGUGACGUAUACUACAGAGACGCAAAUGAAAUACCAAACAGUCUUGAAUUACAAGAAAAAAAGGGGAUUGUUUUGUUUUUUUUUCUUUCUAAUUUCAGACUUGGCUUUUUACUUAGUGGACAUUCUGACUUGCUCUCAGAAACAUCUGAUUUGGGGUUAAACUAGGCAGCUGGAGGAUGUUGACAGCUUUGAGGCUUCAAAUAAGUUUCCAUAUGCAGGGAGUAACUUUAAACAAUGUUUGAAUAAUUAACUGCUAAGUCUUAUAUUUUAUGUGUAUCUAUUUCAUCCUCUGACUCUUUCUUACUAGAAUACCAUAUAAGAAUAUUUUCUCUGCAGUAUUUAUAUUUAUACUAUUUUGCUAUGAGUGGCCUUUGUAUUUUAUUAUAUGCAUUAAAUAGUGUGUGCACAA
Molecule: messenger RNA, 5763 nt
Organism: Pan troglodytes (chimpanzee)
Lineage: Eukaryota; Metazoa; Chordata; Mammalia; Primates; Hominidae
Gene: TMEM26
Product: transmembrane protein 26
Exons: 8
Coding region: 1070-2080 (336 amino acids)
Source: RefSeq, a predicted model, not a curated record